This is a messenger RNA of Cooperia oncophora, 726 nucleotides long. The record is from the annotation of a GenBank genome assembly. NCBI's taxonomy places the organism in Eukaryota, Metazoa, Nematoda, Chromadorea, Rhabditida, Trichostrongylidae.
AUGUGUUUCGAUCCCCAAGUUGUUGCCUGUUCAUGUAGAAUUACCAUUCAGGCUGACUGUGUACUUCACGAUGGUGCUCCCAAUGUUGGUCUGAAUUGGGCUCAUGAUGCCUUUCAACAGAACUGCCUCGUUCUGUCGGCUUUAAGGCUGGCCACGCAAAUACUCAGGAAGAAUGGUACAUUCGUUACUAAGGUGUUCCGCUCGAACGAUUACUCGUGCCUGAUUACGACUUUUGAAAAAUUGUUCAAGAAAGUUCAUGUGUGGAAGCCUGCUGCUUCUCGUCUGGAGUCUGCUGAGAUUUUCGUAGUUUGUGAGAAAUAUCUGAAGCCACCAAAGGUUGCCCCAGAACUUCUUGACCACAAAAAGGUGUUUUCGGAGCCCGAUGGCCAUGAGGCACAGAAACAGAAUCCUCAGACUCUCCUUGUUGGGAAGAAGGAAAAGAAGGCCAGAGCUGAAGGCUAUGAAGAGGGAAUGCUGUCCGUUUAUAAGAAAGUCGAUGCCACGACAUUUAUUCAGACUCAUGAUUAUUUGGAACUGUUAGGUAACGCCAGUGAGAUAGUUCUGGAUCAGGAUAAAUGGAAAGAGCCCCCUGAAACAACUGAGGAGAUUCGUGAAUACUUGAAAGAUUUGAAAGUUUGUGGUCCACGUGAGCUACGGAAGCUGUUAAAGUGGAGAAAAGCAAUGAGGGGAAUUCUUGAGCAGGAGCUCAAGGCUCUUGAAGAGUAA